Molecule: messenger RNA, 1647 nt
Organism: Prorocentrum cordatum
Lineage: Eukaryota; Dinophyceae; Prorocentrales; Prorocentraceae
Source: the annotation of a GenBank genome assembly
GAGGUGAAGAUGCGGGAGCUCAGCCAGGCCAACGCCUGGCACAGCUUCGUGGGCGACGCGGCGUACGCAGCCCGCUCGAACGUGCGGAUGCCGCUCUCGGACCGGGUCUCCCCGCUGCCCCUGCGGGCGCCGGAGGGGCGGCCGCUGGCGCCCGCGGGCGUGCUGCGCUUCUCGUUCUGCGACAAGGUGAAGAUCGAGUGGCUGUGCCAGCAGCAGGAGCUCGACAGCGCGGAGUGGAUCAAGAUCGGAGCCCUGCGGCAGGGCGCGGACACGCCGCUGACCGAGUGGACGGUGCCGUCCUGGCCAGGCAACCAGCCGAUCCCGCCCAGCAGCACCCGCACCGGCCGCGUCAAGGUGCGCACCGCGGGCGGCAGCGACGGCGGCGGCGGCCUCCGCCUGAGAGCCUCGCGGCCAGCCCUGGCGCCCGAGCGCGCGGGGCAGCUGCUCACGGUAGAGAGGCGCUUCAGCAGCACCCCUGAGGAGUUCUGCGAGAGGAUGGACGUCCACCUGGGCAAGGCCACCGUGGACCCCGACGGAUCCUUCGUCUGGAGGCAACCGGGCAGCGACUCCAAGAUCAUCAUGUACGCAGAGGACAGCCGCGUCAAGGUGAUCGGGCGGCCCAACCAGGCCUGGGAGCGGGAUCAGCGGCGCAAGACGGGACUGAGCACAGGUGUGGUCGCGAUGGAGGAUCGGGACACUGACGAUGACAUCGCCCCCCUCGAGGCCGUCGUGCCGCAGGCCGCCCCGAGCCCUCCUACUGACCCAGCACAGCUAGGGCUGGCGCAGUAUAUCAUCGGGGCCCUCAACCAGUCGAUGGGGGUGAAGUUGGACGGACUGCAGACUCGUGUCGACGCCCUGCAGCGCACUUCAGAGGCUAGCAGCCGCGACAUCUCCGCGGUGCAGGCCAGACUGAGGGCGCAGGAGGUCAGACUGGAGGCUCUCGAGGCGGGCCGCUCUUCUGCGAGUUCGGUCGGACCGAGAGCGGGCUUGGGAUCUGCCUCCCACGUGAGCGGCCAGCCUGAUCCGCGGGGUGCGUACCUGGAUCAGCAGCGCGCAGGAAAGAACUGCAAGCACAUGGUGUUCGUCGCGGGCUUCCCUGGCACGUGGGAUAAGGAUGAGGUUGAGAAGCACUUGCGUACGGAGCUCGCCAGGGCGAUCUCCCUAGAGGCGCAAGGGAUCACGGAGAUCUACGGGGUGGGGCGGUUCUGCGACCAGGCCAAAGUGGUCUUCGCGAGCAAUCAAAAGAUGUGGGGUUUCAUGAAGCGCUGGAAGGGCCAGGAGAUUCCAUGCCCUGGAGCGCGCAACGACAAGCUGUGGCACAAGGUUGACCAGGAGCCCCACGAGGUGGAGCUCCCGCGGCGGGUCAGCUGCGCGGUGAGGAUCCUGCGCGAGUUCGGCAUCCAGUCGGGGUUGUGCACGGAGGAGUCGAAGCAGCGGACUUUCGACGGCGACUGGGACCGCGGACAGGUGGUUUUCCGCAAGAACAGUACGGAGAGGCCAGUUCGCCUGCUGCAGCGCUCCAGGACGUCAGACAUGCUCGAGGUCAGCACCGACGCCCUGGCAGCGGCUGCCUUGGACCAGGAGCUCAAGGACCUCAAGCUGCACGAGCGGCUGAGCGAGAUCAGCGGCCCUCCGAGGCUCCAGUGA